Molecule: messenger RNA, 2589 nt
Organism: Bradysia coprophila
Lineage: Eukaryota; Metazoa; Arthropoda; Insecta; Diptera; Sciaridae
Source: RefSeq, a predicted model, not a curated record
AAAAUUUGACAUUACAAAUAGGUUCCUCAUAAAUAAAUGCCGCGGAACUUUGUUUUGAUUAUUGAGAAAAGCAUAGAAUAAAUUUGGUUGGUAAAAAUGUCUCGAUGUUUUUUUGAAAUUCAUUCAAGUUAAUGCAAAUGUGUAAAUCGAUCCCGAACCAUCAUCGAUUUGUUUACCAAGAUAUUUUCAGAAACAAAAAUAUUUCUGAAAAAAAAUUUCCGCCAUAUUGCAAUUCACUGUCUUGACUUAUUGCCCGUGAUGUGAUUACAUUUGUGAAUAUGAAAUUUGCGUUUGGUUGGGAUUGUGAACUUCAAUGAUUCUUUCUGAUCAGUGAUAAAUGUUCGGAAUUUGAAAGUUGGGAGUACAGGCGGCUCUUAAUAAACUACUUCUGCUUGAUUCUCUUUGAUUGAAAACUGAAAAGCAGUAAUGGCAAAUGAAACGAAUUGCCAUAACAUGGUAUCAAAUCUGCCAUUGCUGUUCGCAGGCGGCUAUCCGACAUCAUUGGAAAAAAUCACAGAAUCACAACUCGAAAAAUUCAUUCCGUUUAUGGUUCAAUGUUCACUAGGCAACAUUCAGAUUCACAAUAAUGCAGAAUAUAGUGAGCCAGAAUGGUGGCCCGAAACUGUGCCGUUUUCGAUACCUCUGCAGAGACCGACAUAUGAGACCGAAUGGCAUGACAAGCUCAAGUCGAUCGUUAUAAUUUGUUACAAAUUCCAUGCGAGUAUAUUUCUACUCCGGUUUUGCCAGCAACUAGCCACAUAUCAGCCGGAGUCUUUGCGUUUCAUAAAUAAUUACAACAACACGACUUCUCUAUUCGAACGGUCGAGUAACAAGCUCUUGGUGACAUUUAGGAAUGAAAAUAUGUUGUACGAUCAAACUUCAGUUAACAGAACGAGCAAAAUUACCCUGCUGUCCUCGAGGAAAAACAACUCGCAAAGCAAAAUCAUUGAAGAAACAGUUGAUACAGUGGAAACUGUUUUCGAAAUCUAUCUCUGUGAUAAUUGUGAGGCUGAACUGUAUUCCAAGGAUGCAUAUGAUGAACACGAAAAAACAUGUCAAGAAGAUGACGAUGUAAUAUUUUGUGGCGAAGAGUUUCUUGCCAGCCCAAUGGACAAGCAAUUAAAAGAGCAAACAUACUUUUUGCAAAAUUUUUCGUUAAUUAAUCCGAAGCUACCUUCAACGAAUCAGUUAAAAACGCCGAUUAAAAAAAACAUUGAACAAUCAUCAACCAGUGGAAAACGACGGAAGCCCCGAUGUAGUCAAAUAGUAUUAAGUAGUAAUAUACCUUUUUCGUCACCAGCCGGUCAACAACUGCUAAAGUUGUCCAAAUCACACCUGGCUCAUAGUUACGUUCAAGAAAAAUUAGAGCGUAACGAACGAUAUUGCUGUGCCCCGCCAAUAGCCGACGAUAGCCUAAGUAGUUUUAUCAAACCAAUCAAAUACAACCGCAUACCGGUAACGUAUCGCCGUCCACAAGAGCAGACGUACAGAUGGUAUAAAUUUCCAAGGCGAAAACAUUGUCAAAGUUGGUAUCGACAAGCGUUCCUAAAUCUAAAUGUCGAUGAACUCAAAAUGUGCAGACCUGUGACGGUAAAACUGAAAAAACUAACUAAGAACGAUAUUGACGUUCUGAAUUCGGAAAGUCGGUAUAAAGAGAUGGCGAUGAAGAACUAUGACAUGGCAAGGAUUGCUUCUAUCGAUCAGUCAACUAUUGUCGAUGUGAUAGACUUGUGCUCCGAUGACGACAGCGGCGAAGAGUAUUCGAGUCAAAACGCUCAUAGACAAUACGAUAACAGUAAUGUUUCACAGACCGCCAUAACACCAGCCACGACAAUUUCACCUUCAUCAUUCAUUGAACCAUUGCAAACGCCAUUUGAUAUGUACACCGAAACUAGUACACAAUCAACCAUGUGUAUGUUCAAUUCAGAUAGAAACUGCCAGUACCAGCAUCACGAGUCUCAUCAGAGCUUUCUCAACGGAGCACAGGGAUCCAUUGAACCGCAGAUGGAUAAAUUGAGGGGAUUGACGGACAUCUCAAUCCGAACGAUACCUUCUGCAGCCAAUCAAGCUCACAUAUCAAUCGACUUAACGUUGUAAAGACGAAAUCAAAUUUUUCAUUGAAUGAAAUACAUAAUUUAACAUGAACAACGUUGCAGAAUAUUGAAUUGUGUAUGAUGUGUUAAGCUCUCACCGUCAAAAGACUAACUCUCUUAGGAAAUCUUGUGUACACAAAGUAUUUGCUAAAGUGCUCAUAUGAUCGCAGCACUAAAAUAUGAUUUCCUUCGGUUUUUUUUUUUGGUUACCAUUCGAUACACUUCGGUAUACCAAGCAAUUUAAAUUAAUAUAUUUAUUGAAUGUAACUUUAUUAAGAGUACCGUUACAUUUAUCUAAUUUACAUUAUGUGUUUAGGAACUGUAAGCGGAGAAAUAGAAACAUUUAUAAUUCAACAAUUCAACAAUUAUGUACAUAAAUACAUCAUUCGAAAAUGGAUUAUAAAUUUCGUCUGAUAACUUCUUCAAUAUGCAAGGAAUGUUCCCAUUACACACAGGAUUGAACAUACUCGAUGUGAAGAAAAUUGAAAUUUUUGUU